This is a messenger RNA of Effrenium voratum, 1204 nucleotides long. The record is from the annotation of a GenBank genome assembly. Lineage: Eukaryota; Dinophyceae; Suessiales; Symbiodiniaceae.
UUGACCGUGUUCCUUUUUGCCCGGGCCGCGUGUCCCGCGUGCCAUGCACCGCUCGGAGUCGCAGAACACCUACGACUGGCUGUCCACCUGGGGCCCCGAGUCGCGGAGGGCCUCUGACUCCAUGCGCUCUGAUCGAGGGGACUGGCGGGCAACGCCAGGCCGAGAUAGCUCCUCCGUCCCAACGGACUACAGCGACUACAGCGAUGACCACUACGUGGCGGCGAAUGUCAAGAUCGCAUCUCACCCAGGACACUACAUGAACCACGAGGCUUGCCACCUCAUCAAUGCCGGGUCCAUGGAAUAUUGGGCCUCCUUGCCUGGGCAGACCCGGGACCAGGCCUUUGUCUUUGAGUUCGAGCAGGGCCAUGUCUUGGCUGCUGUGGAGUGGAAGGACCGAGGCGACGGCAUGGGCGUCCAGCGCCUUGCCUUGGAGGCCAAAGUCAACGGUGAAUGGCAAAAGCUGUCCACCUGGACUGCCUCAAGGAAGCCUGACUGGCAGGUGCACAAGAUGACCAUGUCCAUCAGGAGCAGCCUUUGGAGACUUACGUUCCACAGCAACCACGGGGAUGAGAAUCAUCUCGUGGUGCAGGCCGUGAGGUUUGUCACCAAGAUACAGAAGACAGAGCCUGCUCACAACGUGGGCUACCCGCAGAAGAUCACCCGGCAAAUUUGGGGUGACCGGAGAUUCACAGACGUGGAGGUGAUUUGUGGGGGGAAGACCUUCCCAGUGCAUCGCGCGGUCUUGGCGGCCGCCUCCACCGUCUUCGCGGCGAUGCUGGAUACGGAGAUGAAGGAAAGCCAGGCGAGAGAAAUCAUCAUUUCCGACUCUGAUGAAGAAUCUGUUCAGCACAUGCUGGAGUACAUCUACACAGGCUGCGUGGCGGAGAGGGCUGGCUGCGGGAUGAUCGUGCUGGGCCACAAGUACGACAUCCCCGGCUUGGUGGAGUACGCCUCCCCGGUGGCGCUGGGGAACAUCACUCCCGACAACUGCGUGGCCCAGGUGCGCAUCCUGCGAGCCUACGUGGACGAUGAGCGACUCGGCCCCGUGUUUGAGGCGCUGCUGAACAAGAUCCACGAGAGCCCCAAGAUCUUCAAGUCCAUGAUGCUGGGCAUUUGAGGCCACAUCCUGAGACGUGUACAGGCGAUGCAGCUGAAGCGGCUGAAGCGAUCAACAUUUUUUGUCACCACACCGUUGACGGGGGGC